AUUUACCAACAAGAUGAGUUCACUUACAAACCCGCGCGAAUCUUUCAGCAAUUUCAGUACGAGCAAUCGAAUUAUUAGUUUUUCAUUAAUUUUAAACCAAUAAUUACAGUUAAAGUAUUUUAACAGUGUUGUACCAUAAAUGUUUACUAAAACAUGUUUGGAUUUGUGGAGGGAAGAAAGCAAACAGCUCGGCAUCGUGACAUUUUGUCGAGAUCUGGACCAGGCAAUCGGUAAUGGCAUUUCCGUUGGAAUGAUCACGGAAUUGUGCGGUCCACCCGGAAGCGGAAAGACCCAGAUGUGCUUGCAGCUGUGCAUCAACACUCAGAUUCCUGUUCAAUUAGGAGGAUUAGGCGCGAAAGCCAUAUAUUUUGACACAAACUUUGGUUUUCAUCCAUGCAGAUUACAAGAAAUAGCUUCCGCAUGCGUCACACACUGCCAGAAACUUGUGCAGAUCCAUAAGAAAGAGUUAGCAACGGUCACACGUGAUUUCACCGUCGACAGUUUAAUGAACGGAGUUUACUACAAGCACAUUCAAAGCUGCAGUGAAUUAUUGGAGGGAAUUGAAACGCUUGGCUCGCUUCUAAAAUCAGGAGAUAAGAUAAAAUUAGUGGUGCUAGACUCAGUGUCGUUUCUCAUCAGAAAUAAUAUAGAAAAUUCUUUCGAAAGAAUAGAAGUGGAUCAUGUUAUACUUACAAAGCUUCACGUUCUUGCUCAUCAGUAUAAAUGUGCGAUUGUGAUCACCAACGAUGUAACGACACGAAUUAACGGACAAGACUCCAAGAUAGUACCUGCUCUGGGAGAUGCUCAUAGUCAUAAGAUCAACCAACGAAUAGUGCUUGGGCAGUCCGACGAGGAUCCUGCAGGAGUUCACAUAGCAUCGGUGGAAAAGGGACUAUUUCGGACACGUAUGGCUGUGAAGUUUCAAAUCAGUCAAGCUGGCAUUAGAGGCGUACGGAAGAAGUGAUAUUAGGCUACGGGUUUUAAACAUAUGUGUUUUAUUACUGUUACUGUCUAUACAGACCAAAUCUGUGAUAAUUUUCAACAAAACAGGCGUACAUUUGUUAUUUGAAAGAAACGACAAUAAAUACACUUAACA
Molecule: messenger RNA, 1096 nt
Organism: Aedes aegypti (yellow fever mosquito)
Lineage: Eukaryota; Metazoa; Arthropoda; Insecta; Diptera; Culicidae
Product: DNA repair protein RAD51 homolog 3
Exons: 5
Coding region: 140-964 (274 amino acids)
Biological process (GO): DNA repair; meiotic DNA recombinase assembly; reciprocal meiotic recombination
Cellular component (GO): Rad51C-XRCC3 complex; replication fork; Rad51B-Rad51C-Rad51D-XRCC2 complex
Molecular function (GO): ATP binding; crossover junction DNA endonuclease activity; ATP hydrolysis activity
Source: RefSeq, a predicted model, not a curated record